This is a messenger RNA of Coregonus sp. 'balchen', 15046 nucleotides long. The record is from the annotation of a GenBank genome assembly. Lineage: Eukaryota; Metazoa; Chordata; Actinopteri; Salmoniformes; Salmonidae.
AUGGGCCAGGUAGUUGUGCUGGGACCUGCGCUACAGUGUAAGCAUGUGCACAGCAGCACAGAAGAGAAAAGCAAAGUGUGUCGGUGUACAGAUGUAAAGAGGGCAAGUCAACUCACACCAGACAGACAGACAGGGUGUGUUAUUUUGGGUUCUGGGGGAUGUUGGAAGAAAGGUGACUGAAACUGCUGUUUGAUGAUGAGUAACUUAACCCUCCCUCUCUUUCUUUUUCCCCGGACAUGUUCCUCUUUCACUCAUGCGUUCUCUCUUUCUGAACGUCUUCUCUCUCCCGCCAUAUCUCUUUCUCUGUCUCCUCUCCUCCCCCUCUUUCUCUCUCUCCAUCUCUCUCUCUCUUCAGGUUCCCUGACGGUGUCCAUCACAGACAUGCGCGCUCCAGUGGUGGGGGGCUCCGGGGGGGUCUAUGCUCUGUGCUCGGCGCACCUGGCCAACGUCGUCAUGGUAACCGCCAUCAUCAUCGCCUCCAUUGUUACACUUGAUAGCGGUAUCAAUGGAGACAAAAUGUCAGAGCCAUCCCCUUGGAGAGAGCUCCUCCACACAACAUCCACCUGUUUUAAUGUGUUUAGAAAGACCACUGUGCUUGCCGUCAUCCUGAAGCUCUGCAGGUGUGAGUGGGAUCUUCAAUGGGAGCGAUGAGUUUUACUAAGUGUUGCAUGCCCGUGAGUGCACACAGAGUGUGGGUCCCUAUCACAGGAGGUUGAUGGCACUUUAAUUGGGGAGCACGGGCUCGUUGUAAUGGCUUGAGUGGAAUACAUCAAAUGCAUGGUUUCCAUGUAUUUGAUGCCAUCCCGUUUUCGCUGUGCUCCCCUCAGCAGCCUCCUGUGGUUCCUAUCAAUAUGAUGAGAAGGACUUUUUAUAACUGACUAAGAAGCACUUUUUUGGAUAAGUGCCAUGAAAUAUUCCAGAACCCCCAUGAUCACAGCUUGUCAGAAAGGCCCUCUGCAGUGGGUGCAUCGACUAUUGACUUGACUUGAGAACACCUUAGCUACUCUCCACUAUUACUCUCCCAGCCAAGGUUGUUUUUAUUCCACCCUUAAUCUGUUAUUCAUUGUUUUCCUUUGUAAUGUAUUCUUAUCUCCUCUCUAUUUAGUGCCAAAUUCGAUGCAUAUGGGAAUAUUAAAGUCAAUCUGUUCCUCAGUACUCCCUGGGUGACUGGUCUGCCAAAUGUCCCUGCAACAGAAAACAUAAAAUGUGUGAUCACUGUGUGUGUGUGAAAGUCAGAAUCAGUGGGUCUGGAUGUGCGAUGUCUCAGCACAUUCUGUCAGAGGAUUCAAGGCUGUGUAAGACCUGAUGAAUCACUCUAAGUAGAGUAGGCCUUCACUACGGGCAAAGGUCCAACUCAAAAUGCAUCAGCAGCCUCAGAGCAAAGAGUUUAAACUUUGGUCCCUUCUCCCGGCAAACUAACCCACUGGGCACACACUGGUUGAACCUACGUGGAAUAGGCGUUGCACUGACAUCUGUGCCCAAUGUGAAGUGACUGUUUAUUACAUCUCGUUCUCUUGAUUUUUGUUGGUUUUUCUGAUGUUCUCAAAAUGUUUGGCUGAGUUGUCUCGUUUGUGUCUCAGGGGGCUGAAGUCCUUUUACCCAAGUAGACCUCAUCUGUCUGUCCAAAAGCUUUUAUCAGUUAUGUAGAUGAGACGAUUAAACUGAGGUUUUGACUCAAGCUGUCAAGGCCAUCAAAAUUAUCUAGCUAAUUUCCUGUUAAAUUGUCCAAAUGCCUCUUCAUUAAAGUUCAGACUGAACAAGAAAUCUGCACCUCCCCUGGUUGAAUUAGUCUUCCCUCGGGAAACCAUAAACAGCAUUUACUUUUUAUGUAUGUUGCUCUUAUAUAUUAUAACACUUUUUUUUUUAUCUACUCACCCAAAGUUAAAGUGAGAAACUUUCCAUGUUAUUCACCCCAUUGUGUGUGCCCACAUGGGGAAAAAAUACUAUAGUAAGCAAUGGUCUAAAUACUGCAGUAUUGCUAUAUUUACAGUGCCUUGCAAAAGUAUUCAUGGCGUUUUUCCCAUUUUGUUGCAUUACAACCUGUAUUUUAAAUUGAUUUUUAUUGGGAUUUCAUGUUAUGGACAUACACAAAAUAGUCCAAAUUGGUGAAGUGAAAUUUAAAAAAUAACUUGUUUCAAAAAAAUCAAUAAUGGAAAAGUGGUGUGUGCAUAUGUAUUCACCCCCUUUGCUAUGAAGCCCCUAAAUAAGAUCUGGUGCAACCAAUUACCUUCAGAAGUCACAUAAUUAGUUAAAUAAAGUCUACCUGUGUGCAAUAUGUGUCACAUGAUCUGUCACAUGAUCUCAGUAUAUAUACACCUGUUCUGAAAGGCCCCAGAGUCUGCAACACCACUAAGCAAGGGGCACCACCAAGCAAGCGGCACCAUGAAGACCAAGGAGCUCUCCAAACAGGUCAGGGACAAAGUUGUGGAGAAGUACAGAUCAGGAUUGGGUUAUAAAAAAUAUCAGAAACUUUGAACAUCUCACGGAGCACCAUUUUUAAAUCCAUUAUAAAAAAAUUUGAAAGAAUAUGGCACCACAAAAAAACCUGCCAAGAGAAGGACGCCCACCAAAACUCACGGACAAGGCAAGGACGGCAUUAAUCAGAGAGGCAACAAAGAGACCAAAAAUAACCCUGAAGGAGCUGUUCCACAGUGGAGAUUUGAGUAUCUGUCCAUAGGACCACUUUAAGCCGUACACUCCACAGAGCUGGGAUUUACGGAAGAGUGGCCAGAAAAAAAGCCAUUGCUUAAUGAAAGAAAUAAGCAAACACGUUUGGCAUGUGGGAGACUCCUCAAACAUGGAAGAAGGUACUCUGGUCAGAUGAGACUAAAAUUGAGCUUUUUGGCCAUCAAGGAAAACGCUAUGUCUGGCGCAAACCUAACACCUCUCAUCACCCCGAGAACACCAUCCCCACAGUGAAGCAUGGUGGUGGCAGCAUCAUGCUGUGGGGAUGUUUUUCAUCGGCAGGGACUGGGAAACUGGUCAGAAUUGAAGGAAUGAUGGAUGGUGCUAAAUACAGGGAAAUUCUUGAGGGAAACCUGUUUCAGUCUUCCAGAGAUUUGGGACGGAGGUUCAUCUUCCAGCAGGACAAUGACCCUAAGCAUAUUACUAAAGCAACACUUGAGUGAUUUAAGGGGAAUACUAUAGUAUUCACUGUAGUGUUUUUGCGGACUUGACUUUAGUAUACUAUAGAUUUCACUGUAGUGUUUUUGCGGACAUGCGUUGCUUGACUUGGGCCGGAGCUGUCCGGAGCGCCUUACCAGCAUACCGGCUCCACUAUAAAACAAAGUAGCCUAUCACCGGCCCAGAUUCACACACGGAGGCAAAAAAAGGUUGCUCAAAGCGGAUGAAGGCAGGAUCUGCAUUGAAUAGCAAUGGAGAGUGGGCAUUCAUUUCCUGAUUCCGCUUAGUUCAAGUUUAUUUGCCGCUAGUCUGUGAAUCUGUGCGUGACAGUAGGCUGUUCGAUAUUGUGCAGAUUGAAAAUGCGCCAAACCGAAUGCGCAUCAUGUGCUGUUCCAAGUUGUCAAAUGAGGGUUUGUAAGGUCAUGGAAUUAGCUUUAUAAUGUUUGUUAAUGUAAUUCAUGAAGGCACACUUUUAAACAUUAACAAUCACUUAAAAAUCAUCAUAUCCGCCAUUAUCAGAAUGACCCUUCAGUGGGGGUCUGUUUGUGCUGCGUGUGUGCGAGGUGUCAUUGCCCGAGGAGAGAGAGCGUGACAUUUCAGCAGGCAUGAAAUAACGACAGACAACAGACUAACUAGCCAAGUGGAAAUGGGUUCUCUGGAGUGAUGAAUCACGCUUUCAUGGUUUGGGCUACAUUUUACAUUACAUUUACGUCAUUUAGCAGACGCUCUUAUCCAGAGCGACUUACAAAUUGGUGCAUUCACCUUAUAGCCAGUGGGAUAACCACUUUACAAUAAUAUAUAUAUAUUUUUUCUUUGGGGUGGGGUAAGGGGGGGUAGAAGGAAGUACUUUAUCCUAUCCCAGGUAUUCCUUAAAGAGGUGGGGUUUCAAGUGUCUCCGGAAGGUGAUGAGUGACUCCGCUGUACUGGCGUCGUGAGGGAGCUUGUUCCACCAUUGGGGUGCCAGAGCAGCGAACAGUUUUGACUGGGCUGAGUGGGAACUGUGCUUCCGCAGAGGUAGGGGGGCCAGCGGCCAGAGGUGGAUGAACGCAAUGCCCUCGUUUGGGUGUAGGGACUGAUCAGAGCCUGAAGGUACGGAGGUGCCGUUCCCCUCACAGCUCCGUAGGCAAGCACCAUGGUCUUGUAGCAGAUGUGAGCUUCAACUGGAAGCCAGUGGAGUGUGCGGAGGAGCGGGGUGACGUGAGAGAACUUGGGAAGGUUGAACACCAGACGGGCUGCGGCAUUCUGGAUGAGUUGUAGGGGUUUAAUGGCACAGGCAGGGAGCCCAGCCAACAGCGAGUUGCAGUAAUCCAGACGGGAGAUGACAAGUGCCUGGAUUAGGACCUGUGCCGCUUCCUGUGUAAGGCAGGGUCGUACUCUCCGAAUGUUGUAGAGCAUGAACUUACAGGAUCGGGUCACCGCCUUGAUGUUAGCGGAGAACGACAGGGUGUUGUCCAGGGUCACGCUAAGGGGCUAGGCCCCUUAGUUCCAGUGAAGGGAAAUCUUAACACACAUCUUAACACACAUACAAUGACAUUCUAGACGAUUCUGCGCUUCCAAAUUUGUGGCAACAGAACACCUUUGGGAUGAAUUGGAACGCAGACUGCGAGCCAGGCCUAAUCGCCCAACAUCAGUGCCUGACUCACGAAUGCUCUUGUGGCUGAAUGGAAGCAUGUCCCCGCUGCAAAGUUCCAACAUCUAGAGGAAAGCCUUCCCAGAAGAGUGGAGGCUGUUAUAGCAGCAAAGGGGGGACCAAUUCCAUAUUAAUGCCCACCUUAUUCAUUUGAAUACAAAGACAAAAGUAUUUGGCUAUGUUGCAAUAUUUUAUAUCAACGGUGGCAACCAUCUUCCAGCUAUUGGGUGUGCAGGCUUUUGUUCAAGCCCUGGUCUAACCACAUUGUAGCCUAAACAUCAGCUGCUCAACAGGACCUUGAUAAGCAGACUUGGGUGUUUCAGGGCUGAAUCAAAAGCUAAGCCUGCACACCCAGGAGCUCUCCAGAUGGAGGGUUGACCACAUGUUGACCACAUGCAGUUCUACUUUGUGGGGGGUUAAGUGCCUUGAUCAAGGGCACAACGGCAGAAGAUGGUAGGCCUACAUGGGAUCAGACACAGCAGCCUUCCAGUGUCAAUAAUGGUUACUUUUUCAUGUAGGCUAUAAUAAUAGUCAUGAAAAUGUUGUUAAAAGUAAUGGAGAAGUCAUGGAAAAUGUGUAUGAACCCUUAACAGUGAAUAAUCAGAGGUCUCUAUAGCAUAAUGUCAUUGUGAAUUUCAGUGAACAAAGUUUAAUGGACCGACUUCUUUCAUCCCAAGUCAAGCACUGCUGACAUGACUGUAGUAUACUUUAGUAUUUACUGUAGUUGUUUUUGCAGACUUUACUGUAGUGUUCACUGUAGUGUUUUUUGCUGACAUUACUUUAGUAUUCACCAGUGUUUUGCGGACAUGACUAGUUGAAGAAGAAACUGCAUUACGAAGCCAAGAUCACAAAAAAACGUUGGAGUACUUUCAAUGAAAUUAUGGGCAAAAAGACAAAUUCAACUCCAUCUUUAAUCGAAUCGGAUGGCUUAUUCAUCACCAAACAAUGUGAUGUUGCAAAUUAUUUGAAUGAUUACUUCAUUGGCAAAGUGGGCAAACUUAGGCAGGAAAUGCCAACCACGAACUGUGAGCCAUCGUACUCAUACAGUGGGGAGAACAAGUAUUUGAUACACUGCCGAUUUUGCAGGUUUUCCUACUUACAAAGCAUGCAGAGGUCUGUAAUUUUUAUCAUAGGUACACUUCAACUGUGAGAGACGGAAUCUAAAAAUCCAGAAAUUCACAUUGUGUGAUAUUUUUAAGUAAUUAAUUUGCAUUUUAUUGCAUGACAUAAGUAUUUGAUCACCUACCAACCAGUAAGAAUUCCGGCUCUCACAGACCUGUUAGUUUUUCUUUAAGAAGCCCUCCUGUUCUCCACUCAUUACCUGUAUUAACUGCACCUGUUUGAACUCGUUACCUGUAUAAAAGACACCUGUCCACACACUCAAUCAAACAGACUCCAACCUCUCCACAAUGGCCAAGACCAGAGAGCUGUGUAAGGACAUCAGGGAUAAAAUUGUAGACCUGCACAAGGCUUGGAUGGGCUACAGGACAAUAGGCAAGCAGCUUGGUGAGAAGGCAACAACUGUUGGCGCAAUUAUUAGAAAAUGGAAGAAGUUCAAGAUGACGGUCAAUCACCCUCGGUCUGGGGCUCCAUGCAAGUUCUCACCUCGUGGGGCAUCAAUGAUCAUGAGGAAGGUGAAGGAUCAGCCCAGAACUACACGGCAGGACCUGGUCAAUGUCCUGAAGAGAGCUGGGACCACAGUCUCAAAGAAAACCAUUAGUAACACACUACGCCGUCAUGGAUUAAAAUCCAGCAGCGCACGCAAGGUCCCCCUGCUCAAGCCAGCACAUGUCCAGGCCCGUCUGAAGUUUGCCAAUGACCAUUUGGAUGAUCCAGAGGAGGAAUGGGAGAAGGUCAUGUGGUCUGAUGAGACAAAAAUAGAGCUUUUUGGUCUAAACUCCACUCGCCGUGUUUGGAGGAAGAAGAAGGAUGAGUACAACCUCAAGAACACCAUCCCAACCGUGAAGCAUGGAGGUGGAAACAUCAUUCUUUGGGGAUGCUUUUCUGCAAAGGGGACAGGAAGACUGCACCGUAUUGAGGGGAGGAUGAAUGGGGCCAUGUAUCGCGAGAUCUUGGCCAACAACCUCCUUCCCUCAGUAAGAGCAUUGAAGAUGGGUCGUGGCUGGGUCUUCCAGCAUGACAACGACCCGAAACACACAGCCAGGUCAACUAAGGAGUGGCUCCGUAAGAAGCAUCUCAAGGUCCUGGAGUGGCCUAGCCAGUCUCCAGACCUGAACCCAAUAGAAAAUCUUUGGAGGGAGCUGAAAGUCUGUAUUGCCCAGCGACAGCCCCGAAACCUGAAGGAUCUGGAGAAGGUCUGUAUGGAGGAGUGGGCCAAAAUCCCUGCUGCAGUGUGUGCAAACCUGGUUAAGACCUACAGGAAACGUAGGAUCUCUGUAAUUGCAAACAAAGGUUUCUGUACCAAAUAUUAGGUUCUGCUUUUCUGAUGUAGCAAAUACUUAUGUCAUGCAAUAAAAUGCAAAUUAAUUACUUAAAAAUCAUACAAUGUGAUUUUCUGGAUUUUUGUUUUAGAUUUCGUCUCUCACAGUUGAAGUGUACCUAUGACAAAAAUUAUAGACCUCUACAUGCUUUGUAAGUAGGAAAACCUGCAAAAUCGGCAGUGUAUCAAAUACUUGUUCUCCCCACUGUAUAUAAAAAAUAAAAAAAACGAAUUAUGAAAGAAAAGCAUUGUUAUCGAUCAAUAAUGACAAACCUCCUGGCAUUGACAACAUAGAUGGAAAGCUACUGAGGAUGGUAGCUGACUCUAUAGCCACUCCUAUCUGUCACAUCUUUAUUCUGAGCCUAGAGGAAAGUCUUUGUCCUCAGGCCCAAAUACAAUGCUACUUCUCUGUAAACAAAUUAACAACAGACUUUCAGCAUGCUUAUAGAGAAGGGCACUCAACAUGUAUUGCACUGACACAAAUGACUGAUUGGUUGAAAAGAAAUUGAUAAGAAGAUUGUGGGAGCUGUACUGUUAGAUUUCAGUGCAGCCUUUGAUAUUAUUGACCAUAACCUGUUGUUGAGAACGUAUGUGUUAUGGUUUUUCAACCAUAUUGUUGAUUCAGAGCUAUCUAUCUAAUUGAACUCAGAGGGUUUUGUUUAAUGGAAGCUUCUCAAUGUCAAACAUGUAAAGUGUGGUGUACCAUAGCGCAGCUCUCUAGGCCCUCUACUCUUUUCUAUUUUUACCAAUGACCUGCCACUGGCAUUAUACAAAGCAUGUGUGUCCAUGUAUGCUGAUGAUUCAACCAUAUACGCAUCAGCAACCACAGCUAAUGAAGUCACUGAAACCCUUAACAAAGAGUUGCAGUCUGUUUUGGAAUGGGUGGCCAGUAAUAUACUGAUCCUGAACGUCUCUAAAACUAAGAGCAUUGUAUUUGGUACAAAUCCUUCCCUAAAAUGUAGACAUUUACAUUUACGUCAUUUAGCAGACGCUCUUAUCCAGAGCAACAUACAAAUUGGUGCAUUCAACUUAUGACCUUAGCUGAAUCAGGUAAUGAAUGGCUGUUGAACAAGUUCAGGAGACAAAAUUACUUGGUGUUACCUUUAGAUUGUAGACUGUCAUGGUCAAAACAUAUAGAUUCAAUGGUUGUAAAGAUGGGGAGAGGUAUGUCCGUAAUAAAGAGAUGCUCUGCUUUUUUGACACCACACUCCAGAAAGCAAGUCUUGCAGGCUCUAGUUGUAACUUAUCUUGAUUAUUGUCCACGCAUAUGGUCAAGUGCUGCAAAGAAAGACCUAGUUAGCUGCAGCUGGUCCAGAACAGAGCACCACGUCUUGCUCUUCAAUGUAAUCAGAGGGCUAAUAUUAAUACUAUGCUUGCCAGUCUCUCUUGGCUAAGAGUUGAGGAAAGACUGACUGUGUCACUUCUUGUUUUUAUAAGAAACAAUGUGUUGGAAAUUCCAAAUUGUUUGCCUAGUCAACUUAAACACAGCACUGACACACACACUAAUCCCACAAGACAUGCCACCUUUUCACAGUCCCCAGGUCCAGAACAAAUUCAAGGAAACAUACAGUAUUAAACUGAGCCAUGAGUGCAUGGAACUCCCUUCCAUCUUAUAUAGCGCAAGUGAACCUGGUUUCAAAAAACAAAUAAAGCAACACCUCACAGCACAACGCCUCUCCCCCAUGUUACCUACUUGUUGUGUGUAUGUACUGAGAUGUGUAACUGAUAGAUGCACACACAGUACAUGCUAAUGUUUUUAAAUGUAUGUAAAUUGUAAAGUAUUUUGACUGUAAUGUAUUUUUCGUUAUGUGUCGGAACCCAGUAAGACCAGCUGUCGCCAUUGGCGUAGGCUAAUGGGGAUCCUAAUAAAUCAAAUAAUAAAUCUAUAACACCUGCUGACUAGGGUUAGCUAAAAUGGCACAACUACCAGGCUACGCCAGUUACUGUUUAAUUAGGGGAACACCUCAACCAGAACAUAAGACACACAGGUUCGUAGCAGGCCACCUAUUGUUGGGUCAACAGUUCUGAGCAAUGCAACGGACCAGACAACACCUUAGCAAAAGUAUAAAAUGUUUAUUACAAUUGUAACGUCUAAACUUUAGACACAGGUCCAUUAAAGGGAAACAGUACAGAGGCAGAUAUAAAGAACAAGCAAAGUUUAUUAAAGCUUGGAGGAUUAGGUUUGCUUGUUUGACAGAUAACACACAUUAACAAGAGCACACCAAAAUGACUUCUUAGAUCUGUUCCACUAGUAUCGCCACAUUCAGGGGAUACUACAGUAUGUAGUAUAUUAUUCUCCAGUAUACUACAAAAGUCUAUAGUAAGCACUACACGAUCGAGGAAUACUACAGUGUGGAGUAUAGGAUUCUACAGUUUACUGCAGAAUUCUAUAGAAUUCUAUAGUACAGUUGAAGUCGGAAGUUUACAUACACCUUAGCCGAAUACAUUUAAACUCAGUUUUUCACAAUUACUGACAUUUAAUCCUAGUAAAAUAAUUCCCUGUCUUAGGUCAGUUAGGAUCACCACUUUUAUUUUAAGAAUGUGAAAUGUCAGAAUAGUGUGUGAAGCAGAAAGUGUGUGAAGCAGAAUACAACUCUUUCAAGGAGAGUGUAUAAUAAUAAUGUCGAUCUGUCUGUACCGAGUGUAAAAAAGUGACAAGCUAAAGACAAUAAUAGGAUAAAAUGAGAUUAGCAUUGCUCAUAAGAAUGAAGACAUCUAAAAACAGACACUUCUUUUCGGAGCUGACAGGGUCUUUGACAUAUUUAGAAAUGCCAAAGAAAAGUAUUCAGCUUUCAGAAAACUGUACUACAAGCACCCUAGUAUCCCCUUGUCUCUGUGGAGGUACAGCUUCACUCAAAUCCCUAAGCUUGGUAUUGAGACAGUCAAAAUGAGGGAAAUACACUUCUCUCCAUGAGAGCACAGUCAUGUAAAACAAACCCCCUUCCUUAUUAAUGCAGCUUGGUUGACCUCCCGCUACUCUGACACUCAUAAUUUAUUAGUGAUAUUACCGCACUUUUAUGAGGCCCUGCCGUCCCACAGAGAUAUUAAUCAUAUGAGCAGAGUCAUGUUUAUAGGACUCCACUUUAUUGACUUUCUUUAGUAUCUUUAAUCUUGCAUGGCGCUCAGCUCUGCCUGCCUGGCUUCCUCUGCAUGGCGAAAAACACUGCUGCUCCCUCCGUUUCUCCCAGGACCCAGAGGACAUGAAGAGGGAUGUGAUUGGUGCAAUUCUUCAUCCUGGGGAAUAAAUACGUUAUUGUGAGGCAGAAGCUUUUUGUUUUAUCCCAGGAGGAACACAGGGUUUUUUAUUGGGCCGUUCUCAUCCUCUGUUAAGGUAUCUUAACCCUGAUUAAUAGAUCGUCAGCGAGGUGAAACCACCGAAUGGAGACCAGCCAGGUGUAUAAUUAUUUCUCUGUCUAGUAGACCUCAUCCUGCCUGUAUGGAAAUGGAUUUCUGAUCGCUUUGUGGUCUACACACAUUCCUGACAUAAUACAGAGAUGGUGGAGAUACUGUGUAAUCUGUAAAUAUGCAGAUCUUUGGAACUGAGUGUUUGUGUUUGACUUGCCUCUUUCACUCUGUGUUGCAGAACUGGGCUGGCAUGCGGUGUCCAUACAAGCUCCUCCGCAUGAUUCUGGCGCUGGUGUGCAGUAAGUUUCAUGCUAUAUCCAUUCCAUAGACACACUAUAUUCAUUCUCAAGAGAGCCAUUGGUGUUAUGGUCAUAGCUGCAUCCUGACAUAAUUGGUGUGAGGUGGUAUGCUCCAUUGAAGACUUUCCUUUUUAACUAAACAGUUAGGAGGUAUGUGUAUAACACCCCUUAACUUUCAGCCUUCCUCAUGUCCACACACCUGCUCACAGUAUAAUUGAAUUGUGAGGUAUUUAUAACGUGAGUGGGAUUUAUUGGCCUCCUAAAAUUAGUUGAGAAUUGUUCAAGUGCAGUCGUUAAUGGGGAGGAAUGAGUGGCCCUCGGGUUGCAAAUUGGAUAUGUUGUAUUUUGUUCAGACGAUGUUACUCAUGCUGUAUGGCAGCAACUUUUCCCCACAUGCGGACCAAUUCACUAUGGCUUUCGUUAGUGUUCAAUACAGUGGCUUGCGAAAGUAUUCACCCCCCUUGGCAUUUUUCCUAUUUGGUUGCCUUACAACCUGGAAUUAAAAUUGGUUUUUUGGGGGUUUGUAUCAUUUUCAUUUACACAACAUGCCUACCACUUUGAAGAUGCAAAAUAUGUUUGGGGGUGAAACAAACAAGAAAUAAGAAAGAAAAAAAAAACUUGAGCGUGCAUAACUAUUCACCCCCCCAAAGUCAAUACUUUGUAGAGCCACCUUUUGCAGCAAUUACAGCUGCAAGUCUCUUGGGGUAUGUAGCUAUAAGCUUGGCACAUCUAGCCACUGGGAUUUUUGCCCAUUCUUCAAGGCAAAACUGCUCCAGCUCCUUCAAAUUGGAUGGGUUUCGCUGGUGUACAGCAAUCUUUAAGUCAUACCACAGAUUCUCAAUUGGAUUGAGGUCUUGGCUUUGACUAGGCCAUUCCCCUUAAACCACUCAAGUGUUGCUUUAGCAGUAUGCUUAGGGUCAUUGUCCUGUUGGAAGGUGAACCUCCGUCCCAGUCUCAAAUCUCUGGAAGAAUGAAACAGGUUUCCCUCAAGAAUUUCCCUGUAUUUAGCACCAUCCAUCAUUCCUUCAAUUCUGACUAGGUUGCCAGUCCCUGCCGAUGAAAAACAUCCCCACAGCAUGAUGCUGCCACCACCAUGCUUCACUGUGGGGAUGGUGUUCUCGGGGUGAUGAGAGGUGUUGGGUUUGCGCCAGACAUAGCGUUUUCCUUGAUGGCCAAAAACCUCAAUUUUAGUCUCAUCUGACCAGAGUACCUUCUUCCAUAUGUUUGGGGAGUCUCCCACAUGCCUUUUGGCAAACACCAAACGUGUUUGCUUAUUUUUUUCUUUAAGCAAUGGCUUUUUCUGGCCACUCUUCCGUAAAGCCCAGCUCUGUGGAGUGUACGGUUUAAAGUGGUCCUAUGGACAGAUACUCCAAUCUCCGCUGUGGAGCUUUGCAGCUCCUUCAGGAUUACUUUUGGUCUCUUUGUUGCCUCUCUGAUUAAUGCCCUCCUUGCCUGGUCUGUGAGUUUUGGUGGGCGGCCCUCUCUUGGCAGGUUUGUUGUGGUGCCAUAUUCUUUCCAUUUAUUAAUAAUGGAUUUAAUGGUGCUCCGUGGGAUGUUCAAUGUUUCGGAUAUUUUUUUAUAACCCAACCCUGAUCUGUACUUCUCCACAACUUUGUCCCUGACCUGUUUGGAGAGCUCCUUGGUCUUCAUGGUGCCGCUUGCUUGGUGGUGCCCCUUGCUUAGUGGUGUUGCAGACUCUUGGGCCUUUCAGAACAGGUGUAUAUAUACUGAGAUCAUGUGACAGUUCAUGUGACACUUAGAUUGCGCACAUGUGGACUUUAUUUAAGUAAUUAUCUGACUUCUGAAGGUAAUUGGUUGCACCAGAUCUUAUUUAGGGGCUUCAUAGCAAAGGGGGUGAAUACAUAUGCACGCACCACUUUUUAGUUAUUUAUCUUUUAGAAAUUUUUGAAACAAGAUAUUAUUUUCAUUUCACUUCACCAAUUUGGACUAUUUUGUGUAUGUCCAUUACAUGAAAUCCAAAUAAAAAUCAAUUUAAAUUACAGGUUGUAAUGCAACAAAAUAGGAAAAACGCCAAGGGGGAUGAAUACUUUUGCAAGGCACUGUAUGUCCCCUCCAUCUGUCCCUCGUCUGACCAUACCUCAGCCUAGUCUAUCCUUAGCCAGAACCCUAUCCGUUAACAUAGCCUUAGCAAAGCCCUAGUCUUGGCCAGAAGUGUAACUCUUAUGUAAUCUGCACCCUUGCUUUUGCCUUCUACUGAACUGUACUCAAAACCAUAAACCUAUCUGCCAAAUCCCACAUUUCCACUGAUAUUGAUACAAUAUACUUUAUUGUCCAUUUACAUGGAAAAUCGUUUUGUGAUGUCAGCACACAAAUACACAAACACAACACAAUAUAUUACAGUAAGGAAAACUGGAAAGUUAGUACACAAGUCACAAAUGUACAUUUUCACAUAUCAAAGUCUCUGUGGCCUACUGUUCGACCGUGUAUUGGGCCUGCAUCUCUCCCACUGUUCAGUAGCCUUUUUUAAGUGUAUUUAUUUAACCUUUAUUUAACCAGGUAGGCCAGUUGAGAACAAGUUCUCAUUUACAACUGCGACCUGGCCAAGAUAAAGCAAAGCAGUGCGAUAAAAACAACAACACAGAGUUACAUAUGGGGUAAACAAAAACGUACAGUCAAUAACACAAUAGAAAAAUAGAAAAUCUAUAUACAGUGUGUGCAAAUGUAGUAAGUUAUGGAGGUAAGGCAAUAAAUAGGCUAUAGUGCAAAAUAAUUACAAUUUAGUAUUAACACUGGAGUGAUAGAUGUGCAGAAGAUGAUGUGCAAAUAGAGAUACUGGGGUGCAAAUGAGCAAAAUAAAUAACAAUAUGGGGAUGAGGUAGUUGGGUGGGCUAAUUACAGAUGGGCUGUGUACAGGUGCAGUGAUCGGUAAGCUGCUCUGACAACUGAUGCUUAAAGUUAGUGAGGGAGAUAAGAGUCUCCAGCUUCAGAGAUUUUUGCAGUUCGUUCCAGUCAUUGGCAGCAGAGAACUGGAAGGAAUGGCGGCCAAAGGAGGUGUUGACUUUGGGGAUGACCAGUGAGAUAUACCUGCUGGAGUGCAUACUACGGGUGGGUGUUGCUAUGGUGACCAACGAGCUAAGAUAAGGCGGGGAGUUGCCUAGCAGUGAUUUAUAGAUGACCUGGAGCCAGUGGGUUUGGCAACGAAUAUGUAGUGAGGGCCAGCCAACGAGAGCGUACAGGUGGGUAGUAUAUGGGGCUUUGGUGACAAAACGGAUGGCACUGUGAUAGACUACAUCCAAUUUGCUGAGUAGAGUGUUGGAGGCUAUUUUGUAAAUGACAUCGCCGAAGUCAAGGAUCGGUGGGAUAGGCCAGGUCGCAGUUGUAAAUGAGAACCUGUUCUCAACUGGCUUACCUGGUUAAAUAAAGGUGAAAUAAAAAAAUAAAAAAAAUAAUAAAAAAAAGUCAGUUUUACGAGGGCAUGUUUAGCAGCAUGAGUGAAGGAGGCUUUGUUGUGAAAUAGGAAGCCGAUUCUAGAUUUAACUUUGGAUUGGAGAUGCUUAAUGUGAGUCUGGAAGGAGAGUUUACGGUCUAACCAGACACCUAGGUAUUUGUAGUUGUCCACAUAUUCUAAGUCAGACCCGCCGAGAGUAGUGAUUCUAGUCGGGCGGACGGGUGCAAGCAGCGUUCGAUUGAAGAGCAUGCAUUUAGUUUUACUAGCGUUUAAGAGCAAUUGGAGGCUACAGAAGGAGUGUUGUAUGGCAUUGAAGCUCGUUUGGAGGUUUGUUAACACAGUGUCCAAUGAAGGGCCAGAUGUAUAUAAAAUGGUGUCGUCUGCGUAGAGGUGGAUCUGAGAGUCACCAGCAGCAAGAGCGACAUCAUUGAUAUAGACAGAGAAUAGAGUUGGCCAGAGAAUUGAACCCUGUGGCACCCCCAUAAUGGAGGAGGAGAUUAAAACUUCCUCCUCUCCUUUCGAUUUCAGUGAGUUCGGAGGUGGGCCGUGCCGUGUGGCUGCGCUUCUCCCCACCCUUGCCCUCUUCAGGGCCCCAGCCCAGCUUCAUGGCCCACCUAUCGGGGGCGGUGGUAGGCAUCAGCAUGGGCCUGCUCAUCCUGCGCAGCUAUGAGGAGAGCCUGCAGAAGCAGUGCUCCUGGUGGGUCAUCGUCUUCUCCUUCAUCACGUUCCUUCUUUUUGCCAUCUUCUGGAACAUCUUCGCCUACGAGCUGCUGGGGGUGCAGCUCCCGCCCGCUCCCUGA